This is a messenger RNA of Acanthopagrus latus (yellowfin seabream), 1447 nucleotides long. It is a transcript of the gene esm1, whose product is annotated as endothelial cell-specific molecule 1. Lineage: Eukaryota; Metazoa; Chordata; Actinopteri; Spariformes; Sparidae. Bases 392 to 937 code for a protein of 181 amino acids. The transcript is spliced from 4 exons. Gene Ontology annotation, cellular component: extracellular region. The record is from RefSeq and is a predicted model, not a curated record.
AGACAUAAACAGCCAGAUAUGUGAAUUUAAGACACAGCCUCCGCCGUGUCAUUCACAAACACCGGUAAUAUUAUUCUCCAUCUGCGGUGACAGCUGAGCUAACGCUGGCUGCAGUGCAGUUGCUAGUCUGCUUCCAUGGCUGUCAAAAAACCCGACCAAGCCCCUCCGCUUGUCGGCUGACAGCUCCCAGCUAAACACUCCCGCGGCUCGUCGGCGUCGCGUCGAUACGUUCAGGUGAAUACCAUGAAGAUAACACAGACGGCAGACAUGUCACUCCACUCAAGUCCUCCAGAGGUGCUCCGCUUCUCCGGCUCUCCCCCCAGAAAACGAUCCAAGCGAACAGACAGCCAGCCUUCCAGCCUGCGGCCCCCCUCCCGACCGCAUCCCAGUCAUGUCUCUUCUCCUCAUCACUGUGCUGUCCUCACUUCUGGUGCGGGAUGCCGAGGCGUGGGGCGCCAAUGUCAAGUACGCGGUGAACUGCCCGGACAGAUGCAACACGGAGCGGUGCGGCGGGACGCAGCGCUGCGCACGGACCGUCCUGGACGACUGCGGCUGUUGUCAGGUCUGUGCGGCGGGCAGAGGGGAGCACUGCUACCGCACCGUGUCGGGGAUGCACGGGGUGAAGUGCGGACCGGGCUUAUUCUGCGAGUUCUACAAGGACGAGGACGAUUACGGGGACGAAUACGGGAUCUGCAAAGACUGCCUGUACGGGACCUACGGGGUCGAGUGCCGCAAGACAUGCAGCUGCAAAGGUGGCAUCUGUGACAGGGAGACGGGAGCCUGUCUCACCCUCAAAUUCUUCGCCAAAAUCGCCAGCAACCUGAAGAGUGAGCCGCAAGCAGGGGUCGAAGUGGGCUCAGGAGAGGUCAGCACCGCCCAGAGCACGGACCAACACACAGACAGAUCCACGGCUCAGAAGAGGCUCAACCCUCGCUGACAGGCGCUGACCAGGCUGAAUCUCUUCAGUGUAAAUGUAGCAUUAACUUAUAAAUGAACUGAAAGAUAUAUUUUAUUAUGUUAAACAAUGGAGAAAAAAAACAACUUUUUUACGGCAUUUGGAAUGUUUAUCUGGUCCCUCACCACCACUGUCACCAUCUUUUCUAAUGAAAUAUGCAGACUAUGUUAUUCUUUCCAGAUUCUCUCUGUCUCUGUUCAUCUGUUUAUACAGUAAGCUAGUUAAAAUGAUCCUGCAGUCUGUUCCCAUCCUCUCAUUAAGUGUGCCUUCAUGCAUUAUUGUUGAGAAAAUGAGAGUUAAUGUCACGUUAAAAGGGCCUUGCAUUUAUUUUCAGACUAAAUACAGCAAUAUUUUUUAUCAAUUCAUUUUUUUUUUUCCAUACGGAUAUUUUAUUUGUACUGUAAAGAUGUAAAGCCGACUUGGGAAAAUAUCAUGUAUAUGACACCAGCCAAUGUAAAGAAUGCUCUUUAAUUAAACCAAAGUUAUCACUGA